CUUUUUUUUCAAAGAAACUUCGCUGCUGUCCGUUCCGCUAGUCCCGUGGUUGUGAUGUUUGUACAGUUACACAUCUGAUAAUGCCUGUGGAAAGCCUGCCGAUGCGGAAUGCGUCCAUUCAGAUCCGUUUACUACAACAAUAUCUGGUUCUUCUGAAGAAAUACCCCAUCCUCACUAAGUCUGUGACGAGUGGCAUCCUGACAGCUUUAGGAAAUCUCCUGUCUCAGAUUUUGGAGGCCAGAAAAAAGGCCGACAAUGGAGCUCUGGUCAGUCAGAUUGACCCUGCUGGAGCUGUGCGCUACGCCAUUUAUGGGUUGGUCAUUACGGGACCCGUGAGCCAUUUCUUUUACCAGCUGAUGGAGGUGUGGGUGCCCAGCACUGACCCGCUCUGCAUAGUAAAGCGUCUGCUGCUGGAUCGGCUUGUUUUCGCCCCCGGCUUUCUGCUCAUUUUCUACUUUGUUAUGAACCUCCUGGAGGCUAAAGGGUGGAAAGACUUUGAAAAGAAGAUGAGAGGAAGUUACUGCACUGCUUUAAAGAUGAACUGGAAAGUGUGGACUCCCUUCCAGUUUAUCAACAUCAACUUUGUGCCUGUUCAGUUCAGAGUGCUGUUUGCCAACGUGGUGGCCUUGUUUUGGUACGCCUACCUUGCGUCAGUGAGGAAAUGAACCUCCCCUAGAUCUCUUCACUGAAAACUAAUCUGGAGAAAACAACGUCUUCACUGUGGCUUCAGCAUUUGGCUGUUUACUGUACUACUGUGUAUGUAAUGGACAAUAAUUCUCAAAUACAGUAGACUUAUUUAAUUCUAGUUUAAGCUAUCAGAAAAUAAUUAUUUUUGUAAUUACAUACCAUAAUACAUUUAUUUUUUACAGAGCCCUAACACAUUCUCAGGAUAAGUAAUUUAAACAUUUAAUUAUAUGAUUGAGAAAGUUUCUUAAUAACUGAAAUAAUGUGCAUUUAAAAAAAAUGUGUGCCUUUUCUGGUUCCUUCUGGUUUUGUUCUGUACAGAGUACAGCUCCACCCCCGAGCAGAGGAAAUGAUAGGCAGGAAAUGUGAGGAGACGUGCAAUUUGACAUUUGAAAGUCAAUUUUAUUAGUUUUUAACAGUGUCCAGUAAUCAUAGAACUGUGUUGUGUGUAUAAUAUAAUUAAACUGCCAAAUAACAAAUAAAGCCUAAACAACUGCCUGA
This is a messenger RNA of Gasterosteus aculeatus aculeatus (three-spined stickleback), 1185 nucleotides long. RefSeq names its product peroxisomal membrane protein 2 (gene pxmp2). Gene Ontology annotation, cellular component: peroxisomal membrane; cytoplasm. The record is from RefSeq and is a predicted model, not a curated record. Lineage: Eukaryota; Metazoa; Chordata; Actinopteri; Perciformes; Gasterosteidae.